Molecule: messenger RNA, 1056 nt
Organism: Phaethon lepturus (White-tailed tropicbird)
Lineage: Eukaryota; Metazoa; Chordata; Aves; Phaethontiformes; Phaethontidae
Product: ankyrin-3-like
Exons: 9
Coding region: 1-1056 (351 amino acids)
Biological process (GO): regulation of cardiac muscle contraction; protein localization to T-tubule
Cellular component (GO): T-tubule
Molecular function (GO): protein binding
Source: RefSeq, a predicted model, not a curated record
AUGCUGUCUGUGUGGGGUUUGUCUUUCGGACGCCAGCUUGUGCGGGCAGUGGAAGCGGAGACUGUAAUGGAUGGAGACAAUCCCAGAAGCCUUGUUGAACUUUUUGCACAGUUGUACAACCUCAGUCUGUUAUCCCUCUGUGCAAAUCUCAAAAUUUCUGUGCAUGAUGGCCCAGAAAGGUGCCUGCACAUGUCAGCGCUGCUUUUUCUGUACGGUGCUGCUCGUGCUGGGAGCCUGUCCCUGUCUGAGCAGCGAGAGCCCCAGCUGAUGGGUGAGCAUGGUGCUGUGCCAUGCCACUCGGGUGGCAACCUGGCAGCUGCUGUCAGUGGUGUUUGUGGACAGUUUGAGCAAAAGUCUGACACAAAUGCAAGUUACCUGAGAGCUGCUCGAGCUGGCAACUUGGAAAAGGCUCUCGACUACUUAAAAAGUGGAGUGGACAUCAACAUUUCAAAUCAGAAUGGGUUGAAUGCUCUCCAUCUCGCUUCCAAAGAAGGGCAUGUAGAAGUUGUCUCUGAACUGAUACAGCGAGGUGCCAGCGUGGAUGCAGCAACAAAGAAAGGAAACACAGCAUUGCACAUAGCAUCCCUCGCUGGACAAGCAGAAGUAGUCAAAGUGUUGGUUACAAAUCGGGCCAAUGUCAAUGCACAGUCUCAGAAUGGUUUCACUCCACUGUAUAUGGCAGCCCAAGAAAACCACCUGGAGGUUGUUAAGUUUCUUCUUGACAAUGGUGCCAGUCAAAGCCUUGCCACAGAGGAUGGUUUCACGCCUUUGGCGGUAGCUUUGCAGCAAGGUCAUGACCAGGUGGUUUCACUGCUGCUUGAAAAUGAUACGAAGGGAAAAGUUCGUCUUCCUGCCCUUCACAUCGCUGCUCGCAAGGAUGAUACAAAGGCAGCAGCUCUACUCCUGCAGAAUGACCACAAUGCUGAUGUGGAGUCAAAGAGUGGGUUCACUCCCCUCCACAUAGCUGCUCACUAUGGAAAUAUCAAUGUAGCUACAUUGCUGUUAAAUCGGGGUGCUGCUGUGGACUUCACUGCAAGGGUAAGUGUGAAAUCUUAG